AUGGCGACGUCGUUUGCCGCGUUCCCCACCUCCUCUCAGCCCAUGUUCCUCUCCUUCAGCACAGAUGACGGAUCUAGAGUGGGCCAUGGCCACGAAACCGAUCUUGACGACCUCGACGACCCACACCUUUCCAUCCGCCUCCACGACAACGCAUACAUCCUUCAGACGAGUUCGCAACGUCGGUGUCAAAGGCAAGGGAUAAACGAUGGGCAUAAGCGAUGA
Laccaria bicolor S238N-H82 is the source of this 222-nucleotide messenger RNA. RefSeq lists its product as uncharacterized. NCBI's taxonomy places the organism in Eukaryota, Fungi, Basidiomycota, Agaricomycetes, Agaricales, Hydnangiaceae. The record is from RefSeq and is a predicted model, not a curated record. The transcript has a single exon. Bases 1 to 222 code for a protein of 73 amino acids.